AUGGAGAACCGUUUUAGAUCCAAUUUUUAUGUUUUGAUCAUUCUAGUUUGUGUAAGCUUUUUUGGGUUUGGUUCGGUUUCUUGUGGAGAGAAUCGAAGACCUAAAAACAUUGAAGUUGUUGUUCGGGCUAAAUGGGAGGGUACUCCAAUUUUAUUGGAAGUUCGGGAUAUCGAUGAAAAUUUCUUAUCAAAUGGAGGAACAUAUGGAAAGUAUGGGGAUGAAUUUAGAAGAGGGGAGAUUGCGGUAUUGUUGAAAGUUAGUGUAGAGACUAGAAAAAGGGAGAGGGUUUGUGAGUGUUUUCAAAAAUUGAGGAAGAUAGUGAGGUGUGUGAAAGAAGGGAUCGUGGAGGUUAUUGAGCAUCGGUUUGAGGUGGUUGUUGUUGAUAUUGAUGAUGAUGAAAUAGAGAGGUUUGUUGAGUUCAUUGCUGGAUUGGUUAUGGAAAGGCGAAUAUACUUUUGUCAAAGGGAACCUGGAAGUUCAAAUGCUGCUGCCGUUUUGAAUAGUCAUCUAGGAAUGGUCCGUGGUGCUUUUGUGCUUGGUAUUUUUAAAUUUACGCAACAUGAGAAAGGUCUCAUAAAUCUCCUCUCCUUUUACCUAGAGAUUAAGGAUCGUGCAGCUGCAAGACUUGGCAGCCUUCUAAAGCAAUUAUAG
Molecule: messenger RNA, 651 nt
Organism: Dovyalis caffra
Lineage: Eukaryota; Viridiplantae; Streptophyta; Magnoliopsida; Malpighiales; Salicaceae
Source: the annotation of a GenBank genome assembly